GCGGGGGAGCCGCCGCCUGAGCCCCCGGGCCUGCCGCCUCGGACUCCGCGGCGCCGAGCUCGCUGGCCGCUGAGUGUGCGAGAGACCGGGUCCCAGCUUUCUUCCUCCCCCAGAUCGCACGCACACACCCCAGCCCCGGAAGAUGGGGAACUGCCUCAAAUCCCCGACCUCGGAUGACAUCUCCCUGCUUCACGAGUCUCAGUCCGACCGGGCUAGCUUCGGCGAGGGGACGGAGCCAGAUCAGGAGCCGCCGCCGCCAUAUCAGGAACAAGUUCCCGUUCCUGUCUAUCAUCCAACACCUAGCCAGACUCGGCUAGCAACUCAACUGACUGAAGAGGAACAAAUUAGAAUAGCUCAAAGAAUAGGCCUUAUACAACAUCUGCCUAAAGGAGUUUAUGACCCUGGAAGAGACGGAUCAGAAAAAAAGAUCCGAGAGUGUGUGAUCUGUAUGAUGGACUUUGUUUAUGGGGACCCAAUUCGAUUUCUGCCGUGCAUGCACAUCUAUCACCUGGACUGUAUAGAUGACUGGUUGAUGAGAUCCUUCACGUGCCCCUCCUGCAUGGAGCCAGUUGAUGCAGCACUGCUUUCAUCCUAUGAGACUAAUUGAGCCAGGGUCUCUCAUCUGACUUCAAGUGAACCAUCACUUUUGGUGGUUUUGAUCUUUUGUCACUGAGCCCAAAGAGCCAGGGAUUAGGAAUUAAGAUCAUGCACAAAAGUUUCCUAAAAAUUCCUGGAUGGCUGCAGAUGUUGAGGAAAGUAUGUGAUAUUUUAGAAACUUAUGGGGGAAAGUAGGAUGGAUCGUAUUUUUAUGUAAAGCCUUGACCCAGUGUUUAUAAUUGUUAUUAGACCUUGUUCUUGCUCCACUACAUAGGAAUUGUGUAAAGUGUAACAGCAAUUGUACAUGUUUAAAUUGUGUGUGUUGAAGAUUAGGAAAAAGAUAGUUGUUAUUUUUCCUAAAUGAGAUAAGUUUGUUCUCCCUUCCACCCAAAUUCUUUUAUGAAGCAUUUGGGUCAAGGUUUUAUUAAAAGCUACAUUUUAUAA
Molecule: messenger RNA, 1041 nt
Organism: Alexandromys fortis (reed vole)
Lineage: Eukaryota; Metazoa; Chordata; Mammalia; Rodentia; Cricetidae
Gene: Rnf11
Product: ring finger protein 11
Exons: 3
Coding region: 143-607 (154 amino acids)
Biological process (GO): ubiquitin-dependent protein catabolic process
Cellular component (GO): ubiquitin ligase complex
Molecular function (GO): ubiquitin protein ligase activity
Source: RefSeq, a predicted model, not a curated record